CACCUUCGCUGUUUCAUAUUCGUUACUUCAGAUAGACGAAAAUGUGUUGUCGUUUGUCACUUCUUAGCGUCCGUAGCGUCCACCUCGCAGAAGGUAGUUUUUAAGGAUCAUAUUUGCUUGUCGAUAGCAGAAACAAAGGAAUGUAGUGACGAGGUCCCAUUCGACACAUCGCUUUCGUUAUUCUCGUUUAGAUUAGGCUCUUUGUAGAAGUUCAUAGAAACCAUGUCAGCAUCAUCUUUUUCUUCCCGCGCGACCAGGCCGCGGAGCCUUGAAAGCAUUCGGCAGGAGUUUUUAUGCAUUGCAAAUAUGUCUGCGUCUGGGAGGUUUGGAAGGAUGGAACUUGUCAUGCUAGUUCGGACUCAUGCAAAAUUCCGUGUUGCAUGAUUACCAAAAGCUGCCCACUUUCGACCAAGUUGCGAUGGAUAUUCUCAUGCAGGGCUGGCUUGAUGGAUUCCGCACAGAAUCUGUCAUGCUAGGUUCUGCAUUCCAGAUCUCAUGGGUCAUGCAAAAUGUGCAUGACAAGUCUUCCAAUCUUCCAGACACAGACAUUAUAUUUGCAGUUGAUAGUUUUUUGCGCAGUACCAAGUCCAGUUGCCGAAGAACCCGGAUGAAGUUUCGCAGUUCGUCACGGCGUAUCAAAUGCAAAUAUGUCUGGGUCUGGAAACUUGUGAUGCUAAAAUGUGACUGGUGGGUGGACUGCAAUACGCGGCCAAGCAUGACAAAUUUUUCAACUACUACUGUAUUUCGUUUUCCGCAUGGCAAACUGCGUUUUUGCAUGACAGGCAAGACGCCAUUUUCCUCCUCAUGCAUUACAGAUUUAUGAGUCAUGCCAGACAAGCAUGACAAACUUGCAUUUUUCCAGACCCAGACAUAUUUGCAGUUCAUACGGCGAUCACGCGAAGAGUUGGGGCGGCAGAUGAACAAGUGGGGACGUCGGGAGAACAAGGGCAACAAGGACAAGGACAUAUCAAAUGCAAAAGUGUUUGGGUCUGGAAGGAUGCGAACUUGUGAUGCAUGUUGCGGAUCAUACCAAAAUCUGUGUUGCGUGACUUGCAAAAGGUGCUCACUUCUGGUCAUGCUGAGAGGGCAUUUCUGAUGCAGAACAGGCAUCACAAAGGGGCUGCAGAUUCUGUGAUGCUGGGCCCUGCAUUCCACACUUGGUGGAGCUUGGAAAAACUGCAUGACAAAUUUCAGAAUCUUCCAGACCCACACAUAUUUGCAAUCCAUAGGACAAGGACAAGGGCAACAAGGUGGUCCUCGGGAUGCGGAUGAAACUACUCGAAGCACCACGACACGUAGAAGUCCUCGUGCACGAGGACCCGCCGGGGCACCCGCACCAAGAGGACUCGAAACUGAAACUACACAAAGACCGGCUUCUUCCUCCUCGGCUGCGUCCUCCUCUAGUAAUUCCGUUUCCAGGGUUCUUGCUGACACUGACCAUGAGUUGUUAGACCAGGUGCGGAGCGACCAGGAAAAUGAAAAUCAUCAAGAACGGGCGCCACCGGUGCUCCCAGAAGAUGAAUCUUCUCGGGGCGCCAGCACUUCUGCAACCCGGAGCGGCGAGGAGCAGGGCACAAGACCGUCCGGAAGGAGAGGCGGAAGUAGAACUACGACUGAUGUUUAUUUAGGUGCGAACAAUCCAGGUGGAGGUGGAGAACAAAGAGCUGCGCCAUCUUCGGUUGACGUUCUGGACGAGACAGCUGAGCAUGGGAGUAGUGCGAGCAGUGCAGCUGCGGGAGGAGUUCUUGUCGCCGAUUUGCCAGGAGGUUUUCCUCGUACUAUCGCGAGUCCGGGUCCUCGUGCGGCUCCUUCUCAGCACGAAAACGAACAGCUCGUGGCGGACCUUCUUCGCCAAAUCGACGAACUGAGUUCCUUGUCGUCCCAACGAGUUGAAAUAACGGCAUCUAGUAGUACCUCGCCCUCAUCUGCGGUUCAUGGUGCAGCAAUUACUAACGUUGUUCCUGCAAGGGCGACUGGGUUUGGGGUCCUGCAACAUGAAUCCGCGGUCGUGCCGGCCUCUCAGCCCGCCCCUGGCGUUGUGGUCGCGACAGCGCAUGCAGCUCUCGUGCAAGAAAACUACCCCAGCUCCCACCAUGCUUCGUCUUCUGCGUCUGAGCUGCAUCAACAUCCAGGAGGUGUUCAUCCCUCUAGUACUGCUUCUGGCCUUCACACAGCAGCAGCUCCCCCGCGACCGACCCUUUUAGCAUCGGAGCAGCUCUGCAUCGUGUGUCAGGAGAAGGAAAGGAACGCGUCCUUUGUCCACGGGAACACGGCGCACAUCUGUUGCUGCUACGACUGCGCAAUGGAGAUUUUCGGGACGUCGAAUGAUGCUGGGGCAAGACGCAGAACUGGGCAGGGAGCAUAUCGUGAGGAAAAAUCCCCCCUCCCCAUAUUGAAAAGGUAUAUUUUUGGAUAUUCGUGAUGCUGAUUUGUGGUCACAAAUCGCGUCUGUCUUGCAAGAAGACAAGGGCAGAAGCUUCCGCCAUAUUAUGCAAGCGAUUUGUCAUGUUGUUGGGCCUACAGGGGGGCCGUUUUCCAUGCUGAACGACUAGACCCAUACGCCCUACCUAGCCUGGGCAAUUGGACGCAGUGCCUCUCUGCAAUACAAAGCUGAUAUGUUGUGUACACAAAUCCAGCAUCAGAAAUUCCGUCUUGAUAUGGGGAGGGGGGAUUUUUCCUUUCGAUAGAGCAACCGCUUUGUGUCCGAUCUGCCGCACGCGCAUCGAUGCCGUGGUGAAAAACUUUCAAUCAUGAAGCAGUACGAGCGAACAGUAGAUCCCCGCACGGGAAGAAAAAGUUUAAGUUUUUUUGACGAUUCAUUUUUGACCUGAUAGAUAAAUAUCUGCAUGUUGUAGUUGUUUGUGAUAAUGCCGUUUCAACAACAUCCGUUUCUUCUAUUUUUGUGUUUCAGUCAUCGACUUCUACUUCACUUCUAACACGAGCACGACGAAUUUGUUUUGUCUACAGCCAUCAACAAAUGAAUACGAGCCGAAAUUUGAAUUUUAGAGAACAGGAUGGAUCGACAUAUCAGGUCGUAAACAUUAAACACGCUUCUGUGCAAGCAAAAGUUAAAAAAGAGAAAGAAAGACACUGUAACAAACGAAUCAUCCUCGAAUCAUGGUGACUCUGCGUGGA
Messenger RNA from Amoebophrya sp. A120, 3135 nucleotides. Lineage: Eukaryota; Dinophyceae; Syndiniales; Amoebophryaceae. The record is from the annotation of a GenBank genome assembly.